This is a messenger RNA of Leptidea sinapis, 2964 nucleotides long. Its product is annotated as periodic tryptophan protein 2 homolog. Lineage: Eukaryota; Metazoa; Arthropoda; Insecta; Lepidoptera; Pieridae. The record is from RefSeq and is a predicted model, not a curated record. The transcript has 17 exons. Gene Ontology annotation, cellular component: small-subunit processome; Pwp2p-containing subcomplex of 90S preribosome. Bases 176 to 2929 code for a protein of 917 amino acids. Gene Ontology annotation, biological process: maturation of SSU-rRNA from tricistronic rRNA transcript (SSU-rRNA, 5.8S rRNA, LSU-rRNA); ribosomal small subunit assembly. Gene Ontology annotation, molecular function: protein binding.
GCGGACCAUGCCUGUGGUCAUUUUGUAAAGUGUAAACAUUGGACGUUUACUACUAAAACCUAGUAAACAUUAUAAAAAUCUUCUUUCUAUACCUUGGACGAUAUGUUUAUAAAUAUUAACUUAGAAUUACACUUCUUUAAAUAGAAAUUAAACAGUAAAUAAAUACCAUACUAAAAUGAAGUACAAUUUUAAGUUUCAUAAUUUGCUUGGAACUGUGUAUCGGCGUGGUGAUAUAUUGUUUACAAAUGAUGGAAAUAGUGUGAUAAGUCCAGUCGGAAAUAAAUUAACAGUGUAUAACCUAAAACAAAAUAAAAGUAAUACACUACCAAUUGAAAGUCAUUUUAAUUAUACUGCAAUAGAUGUUUCUCCAAAUGGAUCUGUUUUGUUGGCUGUCAAUGAAGAAGGCGAAGCCCAGAUGAUUAGUUUGCUUACAUGCUCAGUGAUACACAGAUACAAGUUUAAACAGCAAGUGAAUGCUGUGAGGUUCAGUCCCGAUGGAAAACAUUUUGCUGCCUGUUGUGAUUCUACUGUAUUUGUUAUGACAGCGCCAAGUGUUUUUACUGGUGAAUUUCGUUCCUUUGUAUUGAAGAGAGUAUUUAAAAAGGCACAUGAUGAAGUAACAUGUUUAGAUUGGUCAUCAUGUGGAAAACUAUUAGCCGUUGGAUCUAAAGAUACAACAACAAAAAUAUAUACAAUUGAAUAUCUGGAUAAUGUGAAUAUGUUCUCAAUGAGUGGUCAUACUGAUAAAAUUGUUGGUGUGUUCUUUGAGAAGAAUAGUCUUGAUAUAAUAACAGUUAGUAGGAAUGGUCAGGUGUGCUUGUGGGAAGCUAGUUUGGACCCGGAUGAUUUAGUUGUUUCUAAAGUACAAAUAUCACAUCAGAAGAGACGUAAAAAACAAAAGGAAGAAUUAGAAGAGGAUGAUAUUAACAAAAGGGAUGAUAUUGAAAAGGAUAAAGAAUAUGAUAGUGACAAAGAUGAAGAGAUGGAAACUGUAACUGAUAAGGUCAAGGAUGAGAAUAAAAUGUUACAUUACAGUAAGCUGGGUCGUCAUUACAUCGGUGACGCGAUACGACAGGCCAGCUACAAAGUGAAGUUGUCUGCAGCCAGUUAUCACAGGCCUAGCAAGUUGUUAGUUACUGGUUUUACAAAUGGAGUGUUCUUUCUGCAUGAGAUGCCCGAUGUUAAUCUGAUUCACACACUCAACAUAUCGGAACACAGGAUCAGUAGUGUGGCUAUAUCCAAUCAGGGUGACUGGAUCGCGUUCGGUUGUCCCAAUAUAGGACAGCUUCUAGUUUGGGAGUGGCAGAGUGAACAAUAUGUGAUGAAACAACAAGGCCAUUCACUAGAUAUGACGUGUCUCGCGUAUUCUCCGGAUGGACUGUACAUAGUAACUGGUGGCUACGACGGCAAGAUCAAAGUAUGGAACACAAUGUCUGGAUUCUGUGUAGUGACGUUUAGUGAACACAAGUCCACCAUAACUAGUGUUGUGUUUAGUGCUAAUAAAAAGUUUUUUGUGUCGUCAUCACUUGAUGGAACUGUUAGGUGCUAUGAUUUGACAAGGUAUCGCAACUUCAAAACCCUGACGUCGCCAAGCCUAGUACAGUUCAGUUGUGUAGCGGUGGACGCGAGCUCCGAACUGUGCGCUGCCGGCGGACACGAUGUCUUCGAGAUAUUUCUGUGGUCCAUCAAGUUCGGCAAACUGUUAGAGGUACUAGGCGGUCAUGAAGCACCAGUAGUGAGUCUAUCGUUCAGUCCCAACUUAUCGAGUACGCGGCUGGCGUCCGCUUCGUGGGACAAGACAGUGCGACUGUGGGACUGUAUCGAGAGCAACUCCCAAUGCGAGACUGUGAGAGUCAAUUCAGAUGCGCUGCAAGUCGUCUUUAGGCCGGACGGUGAAGAGAUAGCAGUGUCGACUCUGGACGGCAACAUAUCGUUCUUCAACACGACCACGUGCGACCAGACUGCCACCAUCGAGGGUCGCAGCGAUCUGGGCUCGGGGCGAGCAGACACCGACCUCAUCACCCCUGAGAAAAUGCUGAAGACCAAAGCGUUCACAACAAUCUGCUACUCGGCGGACGGCUCGUGCGUACUAGGCGGCGGUAACUCCAAGCACGUCUGUCUCUACAGCAUCAAGGAGUCGGUGCUUAUUAAGAAGUUUGUGAUCACGCAGAAUAGAUCACUCGACGCUGUGAACGACUUUAUCAAUCGUCGAUUCUUGACGGAGUUUGGCAACAUGGCGCUCGUGGAACAGAGAGGCGAGUACGAGGGCGGGAACGUGGACGUUCGACUACCAGGGGUCAAGGCGGGAGAUAUGGCCGACAGGAGGGUCAAACCAGAGGUCAGGGUUCACUGCGUCAGAUUCUCCCCGACUGGGGACAGUUUCGCCGUUGCUGCCACUGAAGGGCUACUAGUGUACGCGCAGAAUGCCGGCAUCGAUGGUACUUUUAGGCCGUUCCGGUUAGAGAGCGGCUCGACGCCCGCGACGGUUGUGAACCACCUGGAGAAAGGCUCGUGGGGCGAAGCCCUGGUUGGAGCACUCCAGCUGAACGAGCAGACACAUAUUCAGCGAUGCAUAGAAACCGUACCCACGGCACAUAUCGACCUAACAGUCCGCGGGCUGGAUGAGGAGUACAGCGUCCGCCUGCUGGGCUGGGUAGCCCGCUUCCUGGAGGAGAGCCGGCACCUGGAGCACGUGCUGAGCUGGUGCCGCUGUCUGCUGGAGCAGCGCCGGGCGCCGCCUGCCGUGCUGCUGGCCCUGGAGAAGGUGGUCACCUUGAAGUACGCGCAGCUCAGUAAGAUUUGCGACUUCAACAAGUACACAAUACGUUGUAUUAAGGCCGUGAGCGAGAUAGCACCCAAGAUAGAGGAGGACGAAGAUAUGGAGAGCGAUCACUCUAGCGGACGUGGCACGGGCUCCGAUUCUGAUUAAGAAAAUAUUGUUUUUAUUAAACGGAAUUUGAUAAA